AUGGUUAAUCCAGAUCAACUAAGUUUAGAAGGGGCAAUCAAGAUAGUACCUUCAUUUUCGGGAGGAUCAGAAUCAGAGUUAGCUUCCUUUUUGGCUAAAUGCGAAUUCAUUUUUAAAAGUAUCCCUAAUACUUUAAAACCCCUUAUUUUAGAAGCCAUAAUAACUCAGUUAAAAGGUAAUGCAUUCGAGGCCGUUAGGUAUAAGGUAAUUACCACCUGGGAUGAAUUAAAAAAUUUAUUUAAAACCAUUUUUGGUUCAGCACAUUCAGUGUCGUACUUACAGGUACAAUUAAAUCAAAUGCGUCAAAAUUCGAAAGAAUCGAUUAGAGUUCUAGAUUAG
Messenger RNA from Macrosiphum euphorbiae (potato aphid), 339 nucleotides. NCBI's taxonomy places the organism in Eukaryota, Metazoa, Arthropoda, Insecta, Hemiptera, Aphididae. The record is from the annotation of a GenBank genome assembly.